AUGGCCAAGAAGAAAAAAAGCGCCAACAAAAGCGCCGCGGCAACACCAACAGACGAUUCUGGUACUGUAGCCGCAUCACCUCAUCGAGGCAAGAAAUCUAAGGAUCGCAACGGAUCCUUGACGGCUCAAAUCGACCAGGCCGAAGCCACAGUGAUGCAAAACAAGUUGUCGACCCAGGUUCUACAUCAACAAUGGAGAAAGUAUCUACUGAUGCUUUCGUAUUUGCUAAUCGUUUUGACUUUUCAUCAAUCGCAAUCGCCCAUGGCAGCCUGUCUGCAAGAUAUCAAAGCCUGGAAUGGCGUACAAAAAAAGGAUGCUAAUUUGAUUCCAGGAAACGAGGCAAUGCUGAUCGUACUGAAGGAUUCGGCGGUGAAUUUGCUAGCUGUCGUCAUGGCUACGUUGCUUGCUUUUUUUCUUAAAGACGAAGAGUCGCACAGCGAUUUCUCAAAUUCUCGCUACAUUCUGGCCACACUCCUUAUGGUUCCCAUGAUUGGAAUUCAUCGGUAUCAAACUGCGCAGCACGGAACGAAUGGUUGCAUUGAUGAUCUCUUGGCCAAAGCCAAGCUGGAAAGCACCGUACGAAAGCGAGACUUUCCUGUUGUCCUCGUGUUUCACGUUAUCGUUACCCUUUGUUACGCGUUCAUGGACUGGCAAAUGGCUCAGCAUGCCAAAAGCAUCCUAUUGGUCACCAAGCUACGGACCGAUCUAGAAACGAGCACUUCCGCUGCAGCAGUGACGGGAACUGACGAUUCAAGAAAGACGAAAUAA
Molecule: messenger RNA, 768 nt
Organism: Phaeodactylum tricornutum CCAP 1055/1
Lineage: Eukaryota; Bacillariophyta; Bacillariophyceae; Surirellales; Neidiaceae
Exons: 1
Coding region: 1-768 (255 amino acids)
Source: RefSeq, a predicted model, not a curated record